This is a messenger RNA of Guyanagaster necrorhizus, 507 nucleotides long. RefSeq lists its product as uncharacterized. Bases 1 to 507 code for a protein of 168 amino acids. NCBI's taxonomy places the organism in Eukaryota, Fungi, Basidiomycota, Agaricomycetes, Agaricales, Physalacriaceae. The transcript is spliced from 5 exons. The record is from RefSeq and is a predicted model, not a curated record.
AUGCUCCAAAUUCAUGUUUUACAAGGAUGGGAAUUGAUUGAGGACCUCGAAAAGCUACCUCAAAGACUGAAAGCAGCAAGCUAUGAGUUUCAAAGAGGCGAUGCUGUCGCUGUAUGGAAGAAGGGGACAGUGGGGCUGGAAACGUCUGCGCCCGACAGCAACAGGGCUUUGACCCCGGUCAACGCUCCUAAAAGUGCACGCCCUGCAGACGAGGCUGCAGGCCAGAAGGGUAGACUUGUCAUCGAAUUCCGAACAGAAGUCAAUGAUCUUCUCAAAGAUUUCGAGAGAAAGCGAGGCAGCUCGCUGCCGAUAUCGGCAAUAGCCGAAUCAAAGCGCGCUCGAGCAAUCAGUACGUUCAACUCGAACUUUGUUAACCGUGGGUCAGUUUCUCAAGAUUUGGGUCAGGAAGACUUGCCUCAGAGCAAUCCGUUCCAGUUGAACAACUUCCCUACGCCGACUUCGAUCACUCGAAAUCUUACAGGAAAACAGCUUUGCAGCCCAUGGUAG